AUGCCUGUAUUGACCACGCGUGUGGUGACAGGUCACAACAAGGACCAUGAAGUCAGCAGCCAUCGCAAAUGCCCGAGUGUAUACGUCAUAAGAAAGAAGCAGAAUCUUUACUUUGUGCCCAAGCUAGGAGAAAUAUUGGUGAAUACAUCGCACGCCAUCGGGCCUGACGGGAAAAGUUCCACCAUGGUGAACGAGUUCAAGCCGGCCGGUACCAAACCCAUUGCCAACGUCAGGAGGGAUAGCACCCAGUUCCGGCCACUCAACGCGUGGACACGCAAUGCCGAGAGCACUGAGUCAAGCGUCGGAAACAUCUUCAGUCAAGCAGAACAAUAA
Messenger RNA from Postia placenta MAD-698-R-SB12, 333 nucleotides. RefSeq lists its product as hypothetical. The transcript has 3 exons. The coding region runs from base 1 to 333 and encodes 110 amino acids. The record is from RefSeq and is a predicted model, not a curated record. Lineage: Eukaryota; Fungi; Basidiomycota; Agaricomycetes; Polyporales; Adustoporiaceae.